This is a messenger RNA of Papilio polytes (common Mormon), 1039 nucleotides long. RefSeq names its product kinesin-like protein KIF16B. The transcript is spliced from 9 exons. Gene Ontology annotation, biological process: microtubule-based movement. NCBI's taxonomy places the organism in Eukaryota, Metazoa, Arthropoda, Insecta, Lepidoptera, Papilionidae. The coding region runs from base 299 to 1039 and encodes 246 amino acids. The record is from RefSeq and is a predicted model, not a curated record. Gene Ontology annotation, cellular component: microtubule; kinesin complex. Gene Ontology annotation, molecular function: ATP binding; ATP hydrolysis activity; plus-end-directed microtubule motor activity.
GCCAAACUUCGCUACUCCGAGAAUGACUUAAGGAAAAUUCAUCUUUCAUCUGUGGUACUACAGCUACGGGGAACUUAAAUCUGAUAAAGAUCGUAUUGGGGUUGUGUGUGUAAGCGGAGAGAAAACAGUGACAAUAACAAAUAUCAAAGUAAAUACAUCAGGCGCCGGCGACAGCAGAGAGCGCGUGCGGCCUUACUAUGCCGAUUUUACUUUCGAUAGCUCCUGCCAAAGAACAAAUGAGGAGUAUGCUACUCAAGAAAAGGUCUUCGAAAGUAUUGGCGAAGGAGUGCUGGCUAGUAUGUCACAAGGCUUGUCUGCGUGCGUGCUUGCUUACGGCCAGAGUGCAACUGGCAAGACUUACACCAUGAUGGGAACAGAUUACAAUCCUGGUUUGGUACCAAGACUUUGUCGUGCUCUCGGCGAUGACCAGCCCGUUGAUAUUAAAGUCAGUUUCCUGGAGAUAUACAACGAGCGAGUGCACGAUUUAUUGGCGGGUGACGUCAUCCCAGCUGUGGACACCUUCGGCUCCUUGCCACGGCGCAAGGGGAACGCCCGCAAGGACUUGCGAGUCAGGGAACAUCCUACCAAAGGACCCUACGUACAAAACCUCCGUCGCGUGUGCGUGCGCGACGUGGACGCUCUGUUGUCGCUGGUGUGCGAGGGCGCAAAGCGGCGGCGCACGGCGGCCACGCGGCGCAACCCUGUCUCCUCGCGCUCACACGCCUUGCUGCAGCUCACCACGCCACGAGCCACGCUACAUUUAGCUGAUUUAGCUGGCAGUGAAAAAGCAAGCUGGGAGGGUUGUGGCGGAGGACGACAAAAGGAAGGGGCAAACAUUAAUAAAUCUUUAGUUGCACUCAGUAAUGUUAUUUCAGCGCUAGUGAACGGUGGAAAUGGAAGAAGUAAAUUCGUGCCGUAUCGAGACUCUGCACUAACGUGGCUAUUGAAAGACUGUUUUACCGGCGGCGGCAGCAUUUUUAUUAUUGCUAACGAUACUACUAUCUUUACUGUCAAGGUCUUUAUGAUUGAAAGCGCAUGA